This is a messenger RNA of Chaetomium fimeti, 432 nucleotides long. RefSeq lists its product as uncharacterized. The record is from RefSeq and is a predicted model, not a curated record. Lineage: Eukaryota; Fungi; Ascomycota; Sordariomycetes; Sordariales; Chaetomiaceae. The transcript has 2 exons. Bases 1 to 432 code for a protein of 143 amino acids.
AUGAAGUUCGUCGCUGCCCUGUCCUUCGUCGCCCUCGCGGCCGCCGCCGUUGUCGAGCCCCGCCACUGCGCCGGCAACAACUGCAACCGUGCCGUCACUGGCACCCGGCCCGGCCUCCUCCCGCUGACGGAGCGCUCCUCGAGCUGCGCGAGCUUCCUGCUCACCACCGUCACCCCGGCCGCUUCCACCGUCACGGUAACAGUCGACGAGGAGGACCUGCCGACCCCGACCCCGGCCAAGCGCGCGGCCCAGCUCAACGCGCGCCAGGAGACGGUGGUGCCGACCGCGAUCCCCGAGUUCGCCGAGAACUGCGCCGACGCGGCCGAGUUCGUCUCGGCCUGCUCGUGCUUCGGCGUCACCGGCUCCGUCACCACCGCGCCCGCGCCGACGGUUACCGUUACGACGACGAUUGAUUACUGCGAGGAUAUCUGA